AUGUUGUCGCGCGCUGCACUGUCUCGAGCUGCUGCUCUUCUGGUUCGCACAAAGCCCACCGUUGGCUCGCGCCCAUUGGGCACCCUAUCACGCCCUCGUUUCGCCGCUACUCCCCUCCAGAUUCGAAGCGCCUCGCAUUUCGAGAUGGCCAUGGAAGAGACCGAGAACAAGACCAUCUACGCCGAAGCCGACCGUGAAGCUGCAAGGGAAGAGUUGACAAGAGUUCAAGAGGCAUACAGAAGCAUCAUUGAGGGUGCUGAUACAGAGUUGGCCGACGAGGUCAAGAGGAGAAUUGGUCAGAGGAUCCGCGAACUAGAGGCCGGCGUGCAAAACAUGGAAGACAUAGCCAUGAACCAGGAUUAG
Molecule: messenger RNA, 363 nt
Organism: Aureobasidium vineae
Lineage: Eukaryota; Fungi; Ascomycota; Dothideomycetes; Dothideales; Saccotheciaceae
Source: the annotation of a GenBank genome assembly